AUGGCUAUGAACUAUUUGCAAAGUGUUCCCAAACUGAAAGGGAGGGACAAUUACGAUGAGUGGAGUUUCGCGGCAGAAAACUUGUUAGUGCUAGAGGGCAUGAUUCAGUACAUCAAGCCAGCUGUGCCCGGCGCGGAUAUCAAGAUUGCAGACGACGAAAGGACUAAGGCAAAGCUAAUUUUAACCAUCGAUUAUCUGAUGCUUUGA
This is a messenger RNA of Leptosia nina, 207 nucleotides long. NCBI's taxonomy places the organism in Eukaryota, Metazoa, Arthropoda, Insecta, Lepidoptera, Pieridae. The record is from the annotation of a GenBank genome assembly.